AUGACAGUGAGGCACUUGUCUUUGCAAGGGCACGUUGAAGCAGAGGUGCUUCAAUGGAUUGUCAACAAUGGCAACUGGACCUCGUGCACGACGGUGCGCAUCACUGGUGUGCAGUUCCCAGUGUUUCAUUUGAGCGUGCUCAACGAUUUUCCCAUCCUGGAUGCCAUCACUAUCAAGACAACACACUACUCCAGGAAGUUGGCACAGGGGGCAGAGUUUGUGGACCUCACAGCCCUGCGUGAGCUCUUUCUCGACUCCAACAUCAUCCGCGCCAUUCCCACUGGCGCGUUUCAUUCACUGAAACACUUGACAUGGCUGGAGCUGGGCGCAAACCCAAUCCAACAGCUUCAUGCACACGUGUUUGCUGGCCUAACGCAGCUGCACACAUUGAAAGUGGGUGGCACCCUCCUCGCCAGUCUGCCACCCACCAUCUUUCAGACAAACCGCCGAUUGAAUGACGUCGUUCUCGAAGGGAACCUCCUCACGUCCCUCCCAGACUCUAUCUUUGCUGGGCUAACUUCUCUACGGCACCUGUCCUUAAACAACAACCGCUUGACGUCAUUGCAGCCAGCAUUGUUUCGAGAUUCAAUCUCCCUGAGCGACUUGAGCCUGAGAGACAACCAAUUGACAGCAUUGCCUGGUGGAUUGCUUGACUCAUGUGUCAGGCUGGAGUGGCUGUACUGUGAUAACAACCGUCUCAGUGGGCUAACCCCCGACCUAUUCGCACACUCGCCCAACUUGCGGGAGGUCACUUUCGAAAACAAUCGCCUUCGUCACGUUGACGGGCUGUUUGACACAGAGUUUCCACGCCUCGAGCGCAUUGACAUGGCGGCGAACAAGCUGACCCGGUUUCUCAUUCCCAACCCAUGGCCUUCCCUGCACACCCUCGUCCUGGGCGACAAUCCCAUGCAAUACAUGCCAGACAUGACGAAAGCGCCUGCACUUCGUGUGCUGCGCAUGCAGAACCACGAUGUCAAAAGGAUCGAUCUCACACCGCUUCUGACUCUUCCAAAUCUGACAACUGUCGAGCUGGAUGCAGCGCAUGAUGACGACAGAACCAGCAGAGCAGUGUUGGACGCCACCAACUUGACACCUUCUCCACACCUGCGCACCCUCAGCUUGCAACACGUGGACGUGAGUGAGGUGAUUGACCAACUGCUGCAACUGCCGCUUCAGCUUCAAGUGCUCGGGCUGGGAUGGCCAGGCGCCGACAACCGCACUUUGCCAUUGGAAAUGAUCCAACGCAACAAGCACCUCAAGUUGGUCAUCGUCCCCAGUGCGCUGAGAGAGCUGAACGCGUCCGAUUGCACGCAGUUAACCCAGAUCGAUGCGCCGUUCAUUGACGUGCUGGACAUCAGCAACACACGCAUUCAGCCCAGCACUGCCUUGUGCACGCGGUGGGGUCGCCGUGUUUUCUUUGCGCGCAACCUGAGGGCCGAGAGCAACUUCAACCUGACACAUGCUCGAGUUAUCAUUUCCACAUGCCUUGUUGUCGCUGAUUUGAUUGACCUCUCGGGAAACAAUUGGCUGAAUGACCCCGUCGAAGUCAACCGAAUCGUUGGAAACGAGAUCGCCCUAUCCGAAUCAAACCUCAAUCGCAACGGACGAGUUUUUCCUCGCAGGCCUCGAGUGCCAGUGCUGCAACUGCAAGGCGCUCCUAUCGAUUGCGCGCUUCAACUCUCGAGUGGUGACUUUGAUCUUUCCGAUAACACGAUCCCUGGGGUAGAUGAUUCAGUCACUGAGAUUGUUUUCUCCUUCCAUUGCCAGUGCUCACAAGGGCAUGAGAUGCGACGCGGGCGGUGCGAACCAAUUGAGCUCGACAUUGUGCCGGCUGUGCUGGGGACGCUCACUGGCGUGCUUGCACUGCAAGCGUUGCUGUUCAUCGGGUACCGCACGUACAAGAGGCAAAGGCGUUUACAAGCAGAUAACGCGCUCAAGGACCAAUUGCUGGUGGAGAUGGACGAGGAGGUGAUGGCGCUGAAGAAAGCGUGGGAGAUUGGGUAUGAUGAGCUGAAAAUGAUGAAGCGUGUUGCUGCGGGUGCAUUUGGCGUGGUGUUCAAGGCACAGUGGGACACGGUGACGGUGGCCGUCAAGGUGCUGCAGCAAGCCGUCAUGGCAUUUGACGAGAGCACGGUGGUUGAGUUUGAGAAGGAGGUGGAGUUCUUGCAGCGGACACGACACCCGAAUGUGGUGCGGUUCUUUGCGCCAGUGCUGCAACUGCAAGACGCUCCCAUCAAUUGCGCGCUCCAACUCUCGAGCGGAGACUUUGAUCUUUUCGAUAACACGAUCCCUGGGCUAGUUGGUUCAGUCGCUGAGAUUGUGUACUCCUUCCAUUGCCAGUGCUCACAAGGGCAUGAGAUGCGACGCGGGCGGUGCGAACCAAUUGAGCUCAACAUUGUGCCGGCUGUGCUGGGGACGCUCGCUGGCGUGCUUGCACUGCAAGCGUUGCUGUUCAUCGGGUACCGCACGUACAAGAGGCAAAGGCGUUUACAAGCAGACAACGCGCUCAAGGACCAAUUGCUGGUGGAGAUGGACGAGGAGGUGAUGGCGCUGAAGAAAGCGUGGGAGAUUGGGUAUGAUGAGCUGAAAAUGAUUAAGCGGGUGGCUGCGCGUGCAUUUGGCGUGGUGUUCAUGGCACAGUGGGACACGGUGACGGUGGCAGUCAAGGUGUUGCAGCAAGGCACCAUGAUGUUUGACGAGAGCACGGUGGUUGAGUUUGAGAAGGAGGUGGAGUUCCUGCAGCGGACACGACACCCGAAUGUGGUGCGGUUCUUUGGCGCGGGGACAGAUGCAAACGGCAGCCCGUUCCUGGUGCUGGAGUUUGUUGCUCUGGGGUCGCUCAAGAACCUGUUGGGCAAAGACAUGGAGCAAGUGUUAACGGAGGUGGAGCGAGGGGAGCAAAGUGGGGAAAACAGUGUGGAGGAGGGUGUCACAGCAUCAGAGAUCGUGGGUGAGGAAUUGACGUUGGUGAGCACAGGACGCGACAGAAGCGUUGAGACAACGACUGUGUGGGGUCUGAAGCUGCGACUACUGCGCGAUGUUGCCAGUGGGAUGGCCUUUAUCCACAGCCUCGACCAGAUGCACCGGGACUUGAAGCGUGGCCACGUGCUGGUGUCGUCAUCGCUGCGUGCCAAGAUUACGGAUUUUGGAUCCAUCCGCCAGUGCUUCACUCGUGACAGGAACCAGCAACAGCAGCGCGCCCGGCUGUCGUCCAGCCAAGAUGGUUGUGAUGAUCCGCAGUACAGCCAGCAGGCUGGAUUGCAGACGAUGACGAGCAUGACGCUGACGGCUGGGGUGGGCACGCCGCUGUACAUGGCACCAGAGGCUUUGACAGGCGACAAGUACAGCUUUGAGGCGGACAUCUUCAGCUUUGGCGUGCUGAUGUGGGAGGUGGCGACGCAGCGUGUGCCGGAUUUGAUCGAGCAGGAGAAGGGGAGCGGGUACCGUGGUCCGAUCCUCGCCACCAUCAGCAACCUGAUGAAGGAUGGGAAGCGGCUGCGAUUGAUGAUGGUGAGGGUGAGUUCCAUCCCCGAGUGGGUCCAGUCGCUGACAUACAAGUGCAUGGCUCAGAACCCACGUGAGCGUCCAUCGUUUGGAGAACUCAAGGACCACCACUUUGCUUGA
Molecule: messenger RNA, 3624 nt
Organism: Salpingoeca rosetta
Lineage: Eukaryota; Choanoflagellata; Craspedida; Salpingoecidae
Product: TKL protein kinase
Exons: 6
Coding region: 1-3624 (1207 amino acids)
Biological process (GO): protein phosphorylation
Molecular function (GO): ATP binding; protein binding; protein kinase activity
Source: RefSeq, a predicted model, not a curated record